AUGGAUACACAAAAGAUUUCAAAGUACUGGUGUGUCGUACCAGGCUGUACGUCAGACGGACGUAAAAAGCGGAACCUGGAAAAGUAUCCAGCUAUGGAAGGAGUUGAUUUUUUCCCGUUUCCGACCCGUCUAAAGAACAACACAAUUAGAAAGAGGUGGAUCUCUCAGAUUAAUAGAGAGAAUUUUGAACCAAAACGACAUCAUCGGGUGUGCUCCAAUCAUUUUGUUGACGGAAGACCUACCGAGUGUAAUCCAGUCCCAACAUUGUUUCCAAGAAAUAAUUUCAUGCGCCCAUUGAAGGAGAGACCACAGAAUGCUGUUGAAAAAAGAAGCAACUUCACCUCUGUUCAACCUGAUAAAUUUCAAGAUAAUGAAACACUUGGGCUUGAACUCUUUAAUGCACCACCAGUUGCAGCAGAAGUUGUUGUAACUGCAGUUCUUGAAGGUGAAACAGCUCCUCAGGUUCAAUCCAGAAAGUUGCCAGGAAUAGCAGCUAAGUCCAGUGUCGUGAAUCAUGAUCAUUCAUACAUGUCCAAAGAAAAAAGCUUGGAUAGACCUGAACCUGUUGAAAUGUCCACACAAACGGAUCUUACAGGAGAAGACAUUGAACUCUUGCGGCGGCAGACCACAGAGAUGAAAGCAAAACUGGCUGACAAAGAAACAUUGAUACGAGACUGUUUCUUGGAAAAUGUCGUCAAGUCUGAUCAAUCAGUAAAACAUUACACAGGAUUACCAAGUAAACCUAUUUUGGAUGGAUUGUUUUCAUCAAUAGAAGCAGACAAAUGCAAACUCAAAUACUGGGCAGGGAAAAAAUCUGUUGGUGAAAUGAAAUAUGAAGAGGAAGGAAACAAACCAGGACCCAAACGGAAGCUCAGUCCCUACGAGGAAUUCAUUUUAACUCUUGUCAGAUUACGACUUGGAAUUGUAGGAUUUGUUCUUGCAGAUUUAUUUGGUGUUUCAAAGAGCAGAGUUUCACAAAUUUUUACCACCUGGAUAUCAUAUAUGCAUGAUGUUUUUAGUCCACUUACUAAAUGGCAGUCUAGAGAAAAAAAUAUCAAAUACAUGCCAAAAUCGUUCAAGAAAUCAUUUCCCAGGACUUGUGCUAUUAUAGACUGCACCGAAUUUUUUGUUCAGAGGCCAAAAACUCCUACUUCUUAA
Molecule: messenger RNA, 1158 nt
Organism: Saccostrea cuccullata (small rock oyster)
Lineage: Eukaryota; Metazoa; Mollusca; Bivalvia; Ostreida; Ostreidae
Product: THAP domain-containing protein 11-like
Exons: 5
Coding region: 1-1158 (385 amino acids)
Source: RefSeq, a predicted model, not a curated record